AUGAAGGCACUCGUGUACGAGGGGAAGAACAAGUAUAGCGUCCUCGAGCGCCCAAAGCCUGCAUUAUCUGAAGAGACGGACGCCAUCGUGAAGGUCUCAAAGACUACCAUCUGCGGGACUGACCUCCACAUCCUCAAGGGCGACGUCCCAUCUAUACCCCAUGGACGUGUCCUCGGGCACGAAGGACUCGGCACAAUCGAGUCGGUGGGUACCGGCGUCAGCGCCUUCGCCCCAGGCGACCGCGUCAUCAUCUCCUGCAUCACCGCUUGCGGGACCUGCCCGUACUGCCGGAAAGGCAUGCCCUCGCACUGCACGACCGGCGGCUGGACGCUCGGAAACACCAUCGACGGCACCCAAGCCGAGUACGUGCGCAUUCCGCACGCAGACGCUUCGCUCUACCGCAUCCCCCGCGGCGUGGACGAAGAUGCGCUCGUCAUGAUCAGCGACAUCCUCCCCACCUCCCUCGAAUGCGGCACGCUGAAUGGCCAGGUAAAGCCUGGCUCGACCGUCGCCGUCGUCGGCGCGGGACCCGUGGGCCUCUCGGCGGUCAUGACCGCGCAGCUGUUCUCUCCGUCAACGCUCAUCAGCAUCGACUUGGACAAGAACCGGCUCGAGGUCGCGAAGAAGCUUGGCGCGACGCAUACGGUGGUGUCGGGCCCGGACGCGGUUCAGGAGGUGAUGGAGAUCACCGGCGGGAUGGGCGUCGAUACUGCGAUCGAGGCGGUGGGAAUGAAGCCGACGUUCGAGCUGUGCGAGGAGAUCAUCGGCGUCGGCGGCCAUAUUGCGAACAUCGGUGUGCACGGAGGCGUCGUUGACCUGCACAUGGAGAAAUUGUGGGAUCGCAACAUUGGCAUCACAACGCGCUUGGUUGACGCGGUGACGUCGCCGAUGCUCAUCCGGCUGCUCGAGGGCGGUAAGCUGAACGCGGGCGCGCUCAUCACGCACAGAUACAAGUUCAGCGAGAUGGAGCAGGCCUACGAUGCCUUCGCCGCUGCGUCCCAGAACAAGGCGUUGAAGGUGAUCAUCAACAUUGAUUGA
Messenger RNA from Laetiporus sulphureus 93-53, 1038 nucleotides. RefSeq names its product alcohol dehydrogenase GroES domain protein. Gene Ontology annotation, molecular function: oxidoreductase activity. The record is from RefSeq and is a predicted model, not a curated record. Bases 1 to 1038 code for a protein of 345 amino acids. Lineage: Eukaryota; Fungi; Basidiomycota; Agaricomycetes; Polyporales; Laetiporaceae. The transcript is spliced from 3 exons.